This is a messenger RNA of Linum tenue, 4179 nucleotides long. The record is from the annotation of a GenBank genome assembly. NCBI's taxonomy places the organism in Eukaryota, Viridiplantae, Streptophyta, Magnoliopsida, Malpighiales, Linaceae.
AUGCCAGACUCGACGGCGCGUCUAGGAUGGAAUGGAACACAUUUCGCCGGGCGGGACUCCGUCCGUCUCUCAGGACCCCGCCGUCAACCUGCAGCGUUCAUUCUUACCAAGCUUCCUGGUGGGGGUAUUGAAGGCACGAUUAUGGAAGAUUUUCACAUCCUCCUCGCCAUCCCAUUCACCCAAAGGUUUUUCAGAAACUUGAUCACUAAGUUUAUCCAAGAGGAGUUCCAUGGGGCUGUGGCUAAGAUGUCAGUGUUGGAUGCUUUCCUUUUCUGGAUUGUACAUUCCGUAGAUAAGAAGCGUCUAUGGCACAGGCUGCCUGUGAUUUUGGGUCUCGCUUACCUGGAAAUUCGUAGACAUCUUCACCAGGUCUACAAUUUGCUAGAUGUUGGCCAUCAAAUUGGUGAAGGUUUCAACCCGGCUGAUUAUCCUUACAGGAUAGCAGAUGGAAGGUAUAAUGAUCCCUCCAAUGAGGUUGCAGGCAGUGUAAACUCUUUCUAUGGCAGGAACGUUAUGCCAUUUGAUCAGAAAGAUAAGUUGAUAACACCACAUCCUGCCCUAGUGGCUACAAAACUACUGGCUAGGAGAGAGUACAAGGACACAGGAAAGCAGUUCAACAUGGUUGCAGCCUCGUGGAUUCAGUUCAUGAUCCAUGACUGGAUUGAUCAUUUGGAGGAUACUAAGCAGAUAGAACUGAUUGCGCCAAAAGAGAUCGCGAGCCAAUGCCCUCUUAGUUCAUUUAAGUUCUAUACGACCAAGGAAGUCCCAACUGGCUUGCCAGACAUUAACACGGGUUUCCUGAACCCACGUACAUCUUGGUGGGAUGGAAGUGGUAUCUAUGGAAAUGAUGCAACACGGUUGCAGAAAGUGAGGGAGUUCAAAGAUGGGAAGCUGAAGAUAGCUGAAAAUGGUCUUUUACCCCAUGAUGAAGAUGGGUUGGCUAUUUCAGGAGAUAUUCGAAAUUCCUGGAUUGGUACCUCUACCCUGCAGGCCCUCUUCGCUAGAGAGCACAAUGCUGUCUGCGACAUGCUCAAGAGAGAAUAUCCAGAGAUGGGAGAUGAAGAAUUAUACAGGCGGGCAAGAUUGGUGACAGCUGCUGUGAUUGCUAAGGUUCAUACCAUUGAUUGGACAGUCGAGCUCCUGAAAACCGAUACAUUACACGCUGCAAUGCGAGCAAACUGGUAUGGAUUGCUGGGGAAAUGGUUCAAGGACACAUUUGGCCACAUUGGAGAUCCUCGACUGGGAGGUCUCGUUGGUUUGAAGAAGCCAGAAAAUCAUGGAGUUCCAUACUCCUUAACAGAGGAUUUUGUCAGUGUAUACCGGCUGCACUCACUUUUGCCCGACGAGUUGCUAGUUAGAGACAUUUCAACUGAAUCAGCUCCCGACGAGUCUCCACCGGUAGUCAAAAAGCUGCCCGUUCCAGAGUUAAUUGGCUCAAAAGGUGAGAAGGUCUUAGCAGAGAUAGGAUUCGAUAGGCAAAUGGUGUCCAUGGGCCACCAAGCCUGUGGCGCUCUUGAGCUAUGGAACUACCCUAAUUGGCUCAGGAACAUCGCACCCGAUGAUCCCAAUGGCAAAGACAGGCCUGAUCAUGUCGAUCUGCCAACUCUUGAAGUAUAUAGAGACAGAGAGAGGAAAGUUCCGAGGUACAAUGAGUUCCGCAGACGCCUGUUGAUGAUACCAAUAUCAAAAUGGGAAGACCUAACGGACGACAAGGAAGCCAUUCGAGUUCUCACUGAGGUUUAUGGCGAUCGAGUUGAGGAACUAGAUCUUCUUGUCGGUCUCAUGGCAGAGAAAAAAAUCAAAGGAUUCGCCAUAAGUGAGACUGCAUUCUUCAUAUUCAUUCUCAUGGCUUCGAGGAGGCUGGAGGCUGACAGGUUCUUCACGAGCUACUUCAACGAGGAAACCUACACAAAGAAAGGGCUUGCAUGGGUGAACAGAACGGAGUCUCUCCGAGAUGUGAUCAGUCGCCACUGUCCUGGAAUGACGAAGAAAUGGAUGAAAUCUGCUAGUGCAUUUACUGUCUGGAAUGCGCCUCCUCAGCCCCAAAGCUGCAUUCCCCUCUAUCUCCGGAUUCCAGGAUUUAUAUUGUACAUUCCAUUGACAAGAAGCGUCUAUGGCACAGGCUGCCUGAUUUUGGGUCUCGGUUACCUGGGAAUACGUAGACACCUUCAUAACGUCUAUAGUUUGCUCAAUGUUGGUCACCAGAUCGGUGAAGGCUUCAACCCGGCUGACUAUCCGUACAGGACAGCAGAUGGAAGGUAUAAUGAUCCCUCCAAUGAGUUUGCCGGCAGUGAAAACUCUUUCUUUGGCAGAAACGUAAUGCCUCUUGAUCAGAAAGAUAAGUUGAUAACACCACAUCCUGCUGUAGUGGCUGCAAAACUACUGGCAAGGAGAGAGUACAAGGAUACAGGAAAGCAGUUCAACAUGGUUGCAGCUUCUUGGAUUCAGUUCAUGAUCCACGACUGGAUUGAUCAUUUGGAGGAUACCAAGCAGAUAGAGCUUAUAGCACCAAAAGAGAUUGCCAGCCAAUGCCCUCUGAGUUCUUUCAAGUUCUACAUGACCAAGGAAGUUCCAACUGGUUCCUCAGACAUCAACACUGGUACCCUGAACACACGUACAUCAUGGUGGGAUGGAAGUGCUAUCUAUGGACAAAAUGCAACAAGGUUGCAGAAAGUGAGAGAGUUGAAAGAUGGGAAGCUGAAGAUAGCUGAAAAUGGUCUUCUACCCCAUGAUGAAGAUGGGGUGGCUUUAUCAGGAGACGUUCGUAGUGCCUGGAUUGGCACCUCUACCCUGCACGCCCUCUUCGUCAGAGAGCACAAUGCUGUCUGUGACAUGAUCAAGGAAGAAUAUCCAGAGAUGGUAGAUGAGGAACUAUACAGGCGGGCAAGAUUGGUGACAGCUGCUGUGAUUGCCAAGGUUCACACCAUUGAUUGGACUGUCGAGCUCCUGAAAACUGAUACAUUACUCGCUGCAAUGCGAACAAACUGGUACGGAUUCCUGGGGAAAUGGUUCAAGGACACAUUUGGCCACAUUGGAGAUGCUCAACUGGGAGGUCUUGUUGGUUUGAAGAAGCCAGAAAAUCAUGGAGUUCCAUAUUCCUUAACAGAGGAUUUCGUCAGUGUAUACCGACUGCACUCACUUUUACCUGACGAAUUCCUUGUUAGGGACAUUUCAACUGAACCAGCUCCCAACGAAUCUCCACCUGUAUCCAAAAAGCUUCCGCUUCCAGAGUUAAUAGGGGCAAAUGGAGAGAAGUUUUUAUCAGAAAUAGGGUUCACUAGGCAAAUGGUCUCCAUGGGCCAUCAAGCCUGUGGGGCUCUUGAGCUAUGGAACUACCCCAAUUGGCUUAGGAACUUGACAUCCGAGGAUCCCAGUGGCAGAGACAGGCCUGAUCAUGUGGACCUGCCAGCCCUUGAAGUAUAUAGAGACAGGGAGAGGAAAGUUCCGAGGUACAAUGAGUUCCGCAGACGCCUGUUGAUGAUACCAAUAUCGAAAUGGGAAGACCUAACGAACGACAAGGAAGCCAUCCGAGUGCUCACUGAGGUUUAUGGCGAUCGAAUUGAGGAAUUGGAUCUUCUAGUCGGCCUCAUGGCAGAGAAAAAGAUCAAAGGAUUCGCCAUAAGCGAGACUGCGUUCUUCAUAUUCAUCCUCAUGGCUUCAAGGAGGCUGGAGGCUGACAGGUUCUUCACGAGCUAUUUCAACGAGGAAACCUACACAAAAAAAGGGCUCGCAUGGGUGAACACUACGGAGUCUCUUCGAGAUGUGAUCGAUCGCCAUUCUCCUGGAAUGACCAAGAAAUGGAUGAACUCUACUAGUGCAUUUACUGUCUGGGAUGCGCCUCCACAGCGCCAAAGCUGGAUUCCUCUCUAUCUCCGGAUUCCAGGAUUUAUGUGACAUCUCUAGCUGUUAUUGCUGGUUUCCAAUUGUUUCAUAAAUAAAAGCUAGCAGAAAUGUUGUGUGUGAUACCAAGAUCAGUGUUUGGUAUUCUUUCAUUGGGGGUAAUUUGGACCAGCAGGAACCAUGUUAUGCUGGUGGACUGCAGCCUGCAGGUGCUUCACUUGUCCCUGUACUUGUGGUAGAUGAGAUGAUAGGGAAAGAAAACAGAGAUGUGAGAUAAAAUAAUAAGAAUCUCUGAGCUAUUAUUACCGAACAUAUUUAGCACUUGAAAAUUCUUGCAAG